AUGCCUCGAUCGGACGGCCCACGGCAUCUGCACUUGCGCCUGAGACACCAGUGCGCCAAGGCGGGAUCGGUCGAGAGUGCGGCCCGUCUCGUGGAUCCGCACGCCGUCGUUUGGCUCGUCGCGUUCGUGACCCCAGCCCGUCGCCUUCGCUCCGCCCGUCGCCUUCACUUCCCCCCCGUCGCCUUCACUUCUUCCCCGUCACCUUCCCUCCCCCCCCUCACCCCCCUCUUCCCCCGCCUUCAUUUCCCCUUCCCGUCGCCUUCACUUCCUCCUCCCUUCGCCUUCACUUCCUCCUCCCUUUGCCUUCACUUCCUCCUCCCUUCGCCUUCACUUCCUCCUUCCUUCGCCUUCACUUCCUCCUUCCUUCGCCUUCACUCCCCCCUCCCGUCGCCUUCAUUUCCCCCUCCCGUCGCCUUCAUUUCCCCCUCCCGUCGCCUUCAUUUCCCCCUCCCGUCGCCUUCAUUUCCCCCUCCUGUCGCCUUCAUUUCCCCCUCCCGUCGCCUUCAUUUCCCCAUUCACGCUCUCUUUCCCUCCCUUCCGCCCGUUGCCCCCCUUCGUCUCGUCGCCCUCCCUGCCGCUCGUCACCCUCGCUCCCACUUGUCCCCUCGCAAUCCCCGUCUCUCUCUCCCCCCGUCGCCCUCGGUUUCCCCGUCGCCCUCCCUUCCACUCCUCGUUGCCCUCGCCAUCCCUCCCUUCUCCCUUCCCAUCUCGCACACUUGUCACUCCCCCUUUCCAACCCACACACACACCCUUUCCUUCUUCCCUGUUCCCCCCCAUCUCCAUCCCUGCUUCCCCCCAUCUCCAUCCCUGCUUCCGCCCAUCUCCAUCCCUGCUUCUCCCCAUCUCCAUCCCUGCUUCCCCCCAUCUCCAUCCCUGCUUCCCCCCAUCUCCAUCCCUGCUUCCCCCCAUCUCCAUCCCUGCUUCCCCCCAUCUCCAUCCCUGCUUCCCCCCAUCUCCAUCCCUGCUUCCCCCCAUCUCCAUCCCUGCUUCCCCCCAUCUCCAUCCCUGCUUCCCCCCAUCUCCAUCCCUGCUUCCCCCCAUCUCCAUCCCUGCUUCCCCCCAUCUCCAUCCCUGCUUCCCCCCAUCUCCAUCCCUGCUUCCCCCCAUCUCCAUCCCUGCUUCCCCCCAUCUCCAUCCCUGCUUCCCCCCAUCUCCAUCCUUGCUUCCCCCCAUCUCCAUCCCUGCUUCCCCCCAUCUCCAUCCCUGCUUCCCCCCAUCCCCAUCCCUGCUUCCCCCCAUCUCCAUCCCUGCUUCCCCCCAUCUCCAUCCCUGCUUCCCCCCAUCCCAUCCCUGCUUCCCCCAUCUCCAUCCCUGCUUCCCCCCAUCUCCAUCCCUGCUUCCCCCCAUCUCCAUCCCUGCUUCCCCCCAUCUCCAUCCCUGCUUCCCCCCAUCUCCAUCCCUGCUUCCCCCCAUCUCCAUCCCUGCUUCCCCCCAUCUCCAUCCCUGCUUCCCCCCAUCUCCAUCCCUGCUUCCCCCCAUCUCCAUCCUUGCUUCCCCCCAUCUCCAUCCCUGCUUCCCCCCAUCUCCAUCCCUGCUUCCCCCCAUCCCCAUCCCUGCUUCCCCCCAUCUCCAUCCCUGCUUCCCCCCAUCUCCAUCCCUGCUUCCCCCCAUCCCCAUCCCUGCUUCCCCCCAUCUCCAUCCCUGCUUCCCCCCAUCUCCAUCCCUGCUUCCCCCCAUCUCCAUCCCUGCUUCCCUCCUUCCGCCCGUCCCCUCCCCUGCCUCCCCCCCUCCCCAUCCCUGCUUCCCCCCAUCCCCAUCCCUCCUUCCGCCCGUGCCCUCCCCUGCCUCCCUUCACUCACCACCAUACCCCCAAAUGCAGUUACAGGUGCCCAGCACCAGAUGUGGCUGUACCACGGCCUGGAUUAUAGCUUGCAGUGUAGCAGUCAAAACCGGGAAGCAACAUUGCACGCACACCCCCCAGCAUUGUUCCCUACUCGAGUGGAGUGA
This is a messenger RNA of Closterium sp. Naga37s-1, 1947 nucleotides long. The record is from the annotation of a GenBank genome assembly. Lineage: Eukaryota; Viridiplantae; Streptophyta; Zygnematophyceae; Desmidiales; Closteriaceae.